This is a messenger RNA of Cinclus cinclus, 3693 nucleotides long. RefSeq names its product synaptotagmin 12 (gene SYT12). The record is from RefSeq and is a predicted model, not a curated record. The transcript has 8 exons. Gene Ontology annotation, biological process: regulation of calcium ion-dependent exocytosis; regulation of dopamine secretion; cellular response to calcium ion. Lineage: Eukaryota; Metazoa; Chordata; Aves; Passeriformes; Cinclidae. Gene Ontology annotation, molecular function: calcium ion binding; phosphatidylserine binding; SNARE binding. The coding region runs from base 1498 to 2934 and encodes 478 amino acids.
UGUGUCCUCGCCAAAAUGGGGCUUGCUCUGAGGUCUGACAGGGCCACAUAAGGCUGUGCCACCCUCUGCCACUGCCCUCUUCUUUCCAGGAUCGCUCCAGAGUGAGGUCUUCCUGGGAAAGCUGAUGCAGUGUCACAACCCCCCAUCCCUGUCCCCCCUGCCAGCAGCAGGCCCAGGCCAAGCACGUCCCUGGCACGGCACAGCCAGGGAGCAUCCUGAGCCAGGCAGUGUUUCUGCUGGUGACUCAGCAUCCCAGAAAGGGAACUGGAAGCCUGGGCUGCUUUGUUUCCCCAGGUCAUUACUCCAAAUGUGAGAGCUACACUAAUCCACAUGGAUUCUGUACCCUCUGCUCCAAGCCCUCACAUUGCUGUCCUGAGCACUGACGUCACCCUGUCACUGCUUAAUCCAAUCUGGCUGUUUUCCAUGGAAAUGUUUAUCCAGAAGAAAAUUACACAAACACCACAGUACAAUUCCAAGAGUGCAAACCCAAACUUUUAAAGUGGCAGGAGCUUGCAGAGCUCCAGGUUUUUAAUCCGGUUUGGUCUUGUAUGGGAAUGACGGCCAUUGUCCCCAGCUUUAAUGUCUCAAAUACUUCCCAGUGGGCAAGGGUCAGUCUGGAAGUUGGGAAUCCCCAGUUGGGGAGGUGGCCAGGUGACCUGAGGGGACUCAUCACUGCACCCCCUCCCACCAAAGGGCCACUUGGCUGCGCUGGCAGCACCUGAUGGGGAAUAUCCAGAAAGAUCCAGGAGCUUUGAGCUCAUACAUGGAACACUGACUCAUCUGUCUGCAUCCAGGGGAUCCCAGGGAUAGUCUGGAUCCUGUCCAUGUAGUUCUGUGUGCUAGUUUGUCCUUUGGGAUAGUGUGUGCCUGUGGGUCCAGUCUUGUCACCUCACACAUGGAGCCAAGGGGCUGAGGGGGCUCGAGCUGUGUCGCCCCCAGCACACAGGAUGGGUGGAUGGAUGCUGGGCCUUGAGGUGAGGAAUGUGUCCAUGUUUUCAGGGAAAAAGGUGAGGUCUGGUCAUUGCAAACUCACCUGGAUUGAGGAGUUUGUGGUCAUCUCAGAGCAGUGCUCAAAGCAGCCACAUAGGGAGAAGAUGGAAGGGAGCCCAGAGUCCUUGUGGAAAUAACAUUUGGCAUGGCCUAGAAUGGGACCCUCCCUGUGGAGAGGGCAGAGGUGGCCAGCUCCUGCUUCCACACACAGGAGUGUCCAGCUUGCCUGAACAGGUCUCCCACCUGUGGGCACACCCAUUUCAUGGAGAGCUUGGCCAAAGGUAAGUGUUGGCUUUAAAAAGGAGGGGGUUUUAAUAGGUGAGUUGGUGUCUGUGUGAGGCUGCUCAGCUUGGAGAUUUCCAAACUUCAGCCUGAUCCAGUCCCAUCUGGAACAGCUCUGGGGGUCACUUUUGCCCGGUCUGGAGUGGUGAGCCCUGAGGUACCCUGCAGGAGGAUGCUGGGUCCUAGGCUGUCCUGUAGAGGGACAUCCUGCCACAUCUCUGGUGGAUGCAGAAGUGCUUUGGGAAGUGGGGAAGGACCAUGGCCUGCUCUUUUCCAGCUGUACCCAGAGGAAGAGCCAGGAAGCCUCAUGGAAAGGAGCUUUGGCUGCAGGAGGAGGCAGCUCUCCCACCCAAGCAGUGUUUCUGGCUGUCUCGCUCGCAGGGAGCGUUUGCCAUGGACACUGGGCACGUGAGCAGAUCCCGCUUCAGUGUGGCCUCCAGCCCGCCGCGGUGGGAGAUCGGGCUCUACGCUGCCGGUGCCUUGGCACUGCUGGGAAUCGCGGCCAUCAACCUGUGGAAGCUCUGGCGCUCCGGGAGCUACCCGGCCCCUUCCCCCUUCCCGAACUAUGACUACCGGUACCUGGAGCAGAAGUACGGAGCGGCGUGCCCGGACAUCAGGAGCAAGCGAGGGCUGGCCCCGGGCUCGCAGCGGGCGCCAGGUCGGAGCUCUUCAUCCCGCAAGAGCAGCCUGAGGGCAGAGGACACCUUGGAGAGCAUCCAGGAGCUGGGCAGCCUGGAGCUGAUGGGCAGAGACCUGGGCCUGGCCCACUACGGCCCCCUGCGGAAAUCCAUCUCGGCCGACUCCCUCAACUCUAUCUCGUCAAUCGGGAACAACUUCGGGCAGGAUUUCACGGUGGGGCAGGUGGAGGUGUCCAUGGAGUACGACGGGAGGGCGGCCGCCCUGCACGUGACGCUGCUGCAGGGCAAGGACCUGCUGGAGAAGGAGGAUGCGCGCUUCGAGUCCUGCUUCAUGCGGAUCAGCCUCCUCCCGGCUGAGCAGAUCGUCGGCAUCUCCCGGAUCCAGAGGAGCGCCUACUCCGUAGCGUUCGACGAGCGCUUCUCGGUGCCUCUGGAUCCGGCGGCGCUGGAGGAGAACAGCCUGCGCUUCUCCGUCUUCGGCAUCGACGAGGACGAGCGCAGCGUCAGCACCGGCGUGGCCGAGCUCAAACUCUCCGACCUGGACCUGGCCACGCGUCCCUUCAACGCCUGGCUUUACCUGCAGGACACCAACAAGGCGGUGGACACGGUGGGGGAGAUCCUGCUCUCCCUGAGUUACCUGCCCACGGCCGAGCGGCUCACGGUGGUGGUGGUCAAAGCCAAGAACCUCGUGUGGAGCAAUGGGAAAGUGACUGCAGAUCCCUUCGUCAAGGUGUACCUGCUGCAGGAUGGGAGGAAGAUCAGCAAGAAGAAGACAGCAGUGAAGAGGGGAGACACCAACCCCGUGUUCAACGAGGCCAUGAUCUUCUCUGUGCCGGCCAUCGUGCUCCAGGAGCUGUCCCUGCGUGUGACGGUGGCCGAGAGUGGCGAGGACGGGCACGGUGACAACACUGGCCACGUGCUCAUCGGGCCGGCGGCCAGCGGGAUGGGCACCACGCACUGGAACCAGAUGCUGGCCACGCUCCGCAAGCCCGUCUCCAUGUGGCACCCGCUCCGUAGGAAUUAGGCUGGAUCCUGGGGACAGCAGGCCCCUGAGUGGGGACUUGGUGGCACCCGCAAGGCCGAGCUGCCGGCGCCGAGGGGCCCAAAAUAUCCGGAGCACGGACAGAGCGGCUCCGUGGGCACAUUCCGGGUCACCCUCGCACGCCGGGAAGGAGCCCAGAUGGACCAAAACCAGCAGGAACCACCCCAAACCGCAGCUCCCAGCGGCCUCAGAACCCAUGGAAUCCUCAAACAUGGACUCCGAGCGAGGGAGGGAUUCCUUUGGAAGGUGGUUUUUGGGAGGGAAUCGUGAGAGUGGUGAUCCUGAGGGGAUCUUUUAUAGUGAUUUUGGUGUGCUGUGCCAAGGUUGGAGUGUUUCCAGUGAGAAUGGAAAAAAGGGAGCAAUAAGAGCAGGAAAUCAAUUGUUACACACGGCUCCUUCUCCCAUCUGUUCCCCAACACAGUAACUCCCUGCCUAGCUCCACUCCAACCCACUUGGUUUCCAAGUCAGAUCCACGCUGGGAAUGAUCCCCUAAAGGUCCAGUAGGAUCAAGGGCAGCUUUUCCCACCCCAGCCACUUUUUCCAACCCAACCUCACACUCAGGGUGCUCAGGACAGCACUGCAAAUUCCUGCUCCUUCACACAGCUGUCACAAAUGGGGAUUGCUUUUUCCAGUCCCUAAUCCUGAACUUGGGCUAUGACUUACCCUAUAACUUAUUUUUAUCCAAGAUCCGGGCAUAGAGAGGAACAUCUUGGCCUUGUGACCCAAGGCAGGUGGGAAAGG